ACUGACCUGUUGGCUUGCGUGGUGCUCUUUGCCUCGCUUCUACUAGCAGGAUUUAUGGUUAGCAACUGCUACAGCGCAGGACUGGCGGGCGUCAUGACCGUGCCACAAUACGAAAGGUCCAUCGACACUGUGGUCGAAUUUGCGGCCAGUGGAAUGAUAUGGUACGGACCAACGCCGUAUUGCUUGGAGGAGAUAUUCAACGCCACGGAGCCCUACUUGAAGAAAGUCGUGUCCGCCUACAGAGUGGCAUCACCGGCGGAAACAAAGCUCCAUGCGCAAGAGGCUAAAACCGGGUUCAUCAUCGAACAGACACAGCAUGGAAACUUUGCUCCGAACGACUUUCUCGAUCGCGAGACCUCCACGUUCUAUCAGAAACUGUUAGACGAUGUCUACUUUCAAAAUUGUGCCGCCCUCAGCACGAAAACCAAUCCACUAAGGGCUUCACUGAACGACUAUAUACUGCGCGUGCAGCAGUCUGGCAUCCUGUAUCACUGGGGAACAAUGACCGCCAUCCGCUACCUUCCGACGGAAGUGUUCCGCAAUAUCGCCAACGCACGUCAGCAUCUUCACGACGGGGACGCUGCUCCCCUCGAGAUCGGCCAUUUCCUAGGCGCGUUUUUCAUUUUGGGCUAUGGACUGCUGUUCGCCGGAUUAGUUUUUCUUGUGGAACUAUGGGGCACUAAGGUGACCCGUCGCUUGAAAAACCAUUUGACGUAA
Molecule: messenger RNA, 717 nt
Organism: Anopheles cruzii
Lineage: Eukaryota; Metazoa; Arthropoda; Insecta; Diptera; Culicidae
Exons: 2
Source: RefSeq, a predicted model, not a curated record